Trichoderma asperellum CBS 433.97 is the source of this 850-nucleotide messenger RNA. Lineage: Eukaryota; Fungi; Ascomycota; Sordariomycetes; Hypocreales; Hypocreaceae. The record is from RefSeq and is a predicted model, not a curated record.
GGUAGCAUAAUGGGAUACACUAUGGUAGACAAAGGCUGUUUCUUGGGCUUAACCAGCUGCCUAUCCGCGAACAACUCGCAGCUUGCAUUGAAAUCGUGGAUCUCAACACCAACUUCGUGCUGUCUGCGGCUGCGAAUGCGAUGCCUCGUCCACCCACCACUCCCACGCUCUCCUUCACACAUUUUCUAGCUCAUCACUUACUAAUGCCAUCCACUACCUGCACUUGCAAACUCGCAUACGCAUAUGGCAACCAGUUAAGCUCAAGGUCUAAGCUUGCCCAAAGCCCUACUAGCACAGGCUCAAUGAUAACAAAGUCGCAGCGCAGGCAGAGUGCAGAGUGCAGAGCACAAAUAAGAGCAGAGCAAUGCAACGCAGCGGGACCCACGGAGGCUGGACGACCUCGCAACAAGAGGCUCCAUACUUGUACGAGGGUUGAUGCGCCGAACCCUGUCUGGCCUCGUCGCCUUGUCUUUAUCCGAUAUUGCUGUUUAAUCUCCAAAUCGCUGUUUGCUUUGCUCGCCCUGGUCCUCGCCUCCCGCAUUUACAUAGGACUAGCCUUGCUGGCGCCAUCGCCCCACGGCGAUUUGACUGCUCGCAAACGCUCGCUUGGAGAAAGGACCCCUCCUCGGCCCCAUUCCAUCGACGGUUCUCGAGCCCGCUGGGCAACGGCACGGCGUCUGCGAGUGGCCAGCUGGGCGGAUGCUGAAGGCGAAAAAAAAAGGCACCAAUCUCCAGCCUUCAGAAGAUGAGCCUCCAGUGGCCAAACAAAGAGCUCACGCCACCAAUGGUGCAUGUAUUAUGGCCUCGCUAAACACUAGGCGACCUCAUACGAAGUAGCAUUAUAGAAUAU